AUGGACUCCACCGUCACCAUCAAUAAGAUUCUCCAAACAGAAGACCAGCCAUCGACGCCUUUAGCAAAAGAGCUGAAGCGGAAGAAGCGUGAAGGCGCCAAUGUACUUACACCUCCUACCACAGGACUGGUGGCUGGAACACGUCAACUAACCCUUCAACCUCCUAACGAACUAUCUCACCUGGCAUCCAAUCCACGUCCUGGGAAUCUAAUUGUCGACCUGCCACCAACUUCUAUUACAAUGCCGCGCCCAUUUUAUCGCUCUAUCUCGCGAGUCAUUGAUACGCCUCGUUUCUCAGUUGAAGAUGCUCAAACGGCACCUUCAAUUUGUCCUCCUUCAAUUCUCCGUAACCUUAGACGCGUUGAAGAAGAUAAAACAACAUCUCCUCUCAUUCCCUCUUCUCAGAGUCAAAAUCUACUGGACCGGUCAGGACAGAACCCUUCAAUCACCCAUGCCUUCUCUGUGAUGACUGCAAGUUACAAACUUGCAUCGGAGGGCUCAAAUCGAGACGUUGACUCUGAGCCUGGUGCAAUUCCUUUUAUUGUGAGCGACGACGAUAAUGAAUCGACAGUAGGAUCCUCCCAAACUCAACCUCUGAGCACCUUUCAUGUUUCACCGCGAAAGCUUCCACCUUCGUUGUCGCGAACUUCUCUGUAUAAUUCUGACACCUUCUCACUCGACAUGAUUCCAAGUUCACAAAGUCAAGAGAACGAACUCAUAAUUCCUUGUGGAAAGCAGGAUGACGGAAGGCUACGGAAGGCUGUGUCUCAUAUACCUGCGACUUUUAAACGGGACGACCGCCUGCCCCAAAGAACCUUGUCAGACGAGAUGUUCUCUGUGCCGAUUCAGCCGUCAAUUUUCGAGCACAUCUUUUCGGACGAUAAGGGCCCAGAAAUCAAGCUUGCGGCAAUGGUCCAGCCAGCCACAGAGCAAGGAUCUGAAUCCGAAUCCGAUACAGAGAACCCUCGAUUGGAACUGAACUACCUGUAUUCGAAGCGACGAUCCAUUUCUACCGUCUAUUUCCCGCUCCCUGAAGCCUGUGGGUCAUCCUUGCACAGUCACUCGCAGAACAUCCGCACACAGGAUUCCUCAUUUCUCGAGCCUUCCAUGUCCAUGAACACCCAAGGAUCCACUUCGUCCUUACCUGUGGCUGUCAAGGAAUUUCAGGCGAUGUUCGAUGACGUUGAUGAAAGCUAUCCUCCAGAUUUCCCUGCCUCGUUGCGACGCGAAUUCUCGUAA
Cyclocybe aegerita is the source of this 1239-nucleotide messenger RNA. The record is from the annotation of a GenBank genome assembly. NCBI's taxonomy places the organism in Eukaryota, Fungi, Basidiomycota, Agaricomycetes, Agaricales, Hemipholiotaceae.